AUGUUGCCUAGAAAACAAUUGUCUGGUCAUCUAAAACAAAAAAUAAAGAAACUAAAUGAAAUUGAUAAUAAAUCUCAAAAGGGUGUUAGUCAUAAUUUUUUUGGAAAACACCCUACAAUUUCUAUUUCAAAUGAUGCAAAUCUAAGUAAUUUGAACCUUGAAGCUGGAAGUUUAGAGAAUGAACAACUAAAUAAGAUUGUUGAAGAGCAAAAUAUUUUGGUUGAAAACAAUGAAAAUGAAGAUGAUGAUGAAGCUCGAAAUUUGAAUGAUGAAGGUUAUAAUAAUGAAAAUGAACAUAUCCCUGUUUUUGUUGAUGAACAACCUAAUGAGUCUAUUCUAUUGGACAUUUAUGACCCAAGAACAUGGAAUAACCUUAGCAAUGGCUUAAGAUAUGAAUUACUAAGAAAUGGUCCUAAAAGAGAUGUGUCAAUUGUGAAUGGUACUAAUGAUACUUUUGAUAGGCAUUUCUCAUCAUCAUGUUAUAUCCGUUAUUGUUCAAAUGGAGAAGAGGAAGAUAGAAAUUGA
Messenger RNA from Lathyrus oleraceus (garden pea), 525 nucleotides. RefSeq lists its product as uncharacterized. NCBI's taxonomy places the organism in Eukaryota, Viridiplantae, Streptophyta, Magnoliopsida, Fabales, Fabaceae. The record is from RefSeq and is a predicted model, not a curated record. The coding region runs from base 1 to 525 and encodes 174 amino acids. The transcript has a single exon.